Molecule: messenger RNA, 1223 nt
Organism: Aspergillus novofumigatus IBT 16806
Lineage: Eukaryota; Fungi; Ascomycota; Eurotiomycetes; Eurotiales; Aspergillaceae
Product: Bax inhibitor-1 family protein
Exons: 4
Coding region: 54-803 (249 amino acids)
Cellular component (GO): membrane
Source: RefSeq, a predicted model, not a curated record
CAACCAUCUUUGUACUUCAAGAGAGACUUUUUCAGCCUUGCACUUGCAGCAAAAUGGCUGCCAACGCCAGAUACGAACCAGCUCCUCAAAGGGACUCCUUCGAGGACCAACCCUACCCUCAGGCCCCGCCAUCUUAUCAGGCAACCGCGAGCAGUGAUGCGCCUCGCAGAGAGGACGACAAUGUCCCCGACGACUUCAAGUUUGGCGGCACCGUUGCGGAGGGCACCCUGCCCAUCCGUAUGCAGUUCAUCCGCAAGGUCUACGCGAUCCUGACCAUCCAGCUCCUUCUCACAACAAUUAUGAGCUCCAUCUCUUUCUUCAGCGAGAGCUACCGCCUCUGGAUCCAGUCCAACUUCUGGCUCAUGAUGGUCUCCGUCUUCGGCGCGCUCGGCUUCAUGCUCGUCACCUACUGGAAGCGCAAAAGCUACCCCGCCAACCUCCUCUUCCUCUCCGGCUUCACUCUGCUAGAAGCCUACUCCAUCAGCGUGGUGACCUCCUUCUAUGACGCGCGCAUCGUCGUCCAAGCGCUCAUCCUCACCCUGGGCAUCUUCGUCGCGCUCACCCUGUUCGCCUGCCAGACCAAAUACGACUUCACCAACUGGAUGCCCUACCUCACCGCGGAGCUGAUCUACGGUGGCCUGGCGGCGUUGAUCUUCUCGGCUUAUAUUCUCGUUGAUACUCAGCUGGUUAUGCGCCACUACCACGUUGAGGAGGAGAUUGCCGCUGCGAUCUCGCUUUACCUGGACAUCCUCAACCUGUUCCUGGCUAUUCUGCGGAUUCUGAACAACCAGAAUAAUCAGUAAGUAAUUUCGAUAUGGAUACAUCGUACGCGGUGGCCACCUGUCGAAUUUAAAGAUGGUCAAAGCACGCUCUAUACUCAAUCUCGCCAAUGAUCUAGCAAUAACGAAUUGAAGAUGACAGCACUAUUGGCGAUUUAAUCUGCAACGUUCCAGGCUAACUACCAAACCCCAACUAUUUUCACAUUCGCUCCCCUUGACCAUGAAUUUCUCACGUAUUCUAUUAAUGAGUGUCCCCCUUGCACUCUGUUUUCGUUCUCCUUUGCUACAGUCGGGGGCUCCAAUGAUGAUCGAAUCUCCAUCAUAAUAAGAAUCAGGCAAUUCUUACUUAUGUGACCAGUACCGUCAAGAAUAGCAGCUUAUAUUCAGAAUAUCAAGCAAUAAUUUGUGACAGAUACACGGUAUGCAAGCUUACAUGAAUGACCC